CAUGGCAACGGUUUGCACUCACCCAGUCCCACCGUCGAAGCUAGCGACUGACUGGACGCCACACAGCCGUGUAAACACACGACGGGAGACCGACGAGAGGAGAAGAGUGUGCAUUUGUGUGUGUGUUUAAUAUUAGAAUUGCCUGCUGUUUAUGUGAGUCAGUGACACACACACAGGGAGGCAGACCUGGACUAUAAAGCACCUGUGAUGCUGGCCAUGUCCUCAGAAACAGGACAGGUGAAGCAGGACCAUUAGACACAACGAAGGUCAGGGUCAUUUUUGCUGCAUCUCGGAUUUCAACAGCCGACCGAUUUGGAGUGCACAGAAACUGGGCCAGACUAAAGUCCACACUCUUUGUUUUGUCUGUUUUAGAUGAUUCAGUCCACAGAUCAGAUUUGUUUUGUGAAAGCAUUUUCUAAAGUUGCAGUAGUUUUUUACUAAAGAGGUGGUUAAAGCAUCAGUCACGAUGUGUUCAGGCAGUUUCGCCAAAUGUCUUGGAAUCACGCUGAUUCCUCUGUCGAUCGUGUGUGUGCUGUGCAACAUCCUGCUCUUCUUCCCUGGUGGAAAACCUGUGGCAAAGGAACACAUCACAGAGCAGGUGUGGUACUUUGGAGGCAUUCUAGGCUCUGGAGUGCUGAUGAUCUUUCCAGCUCUGGUCUUCCUGGGUCUGAAGAACAACGACUGUUGCGGCUGCUGUGGCAAUGAAAGCUGUGGACGCAGGUUUGCGAUGCUGAGCUCCAUCCUGUUUGCAGCGGUGGGAGUUGUAGGCGCUGGUUACUCAGUUAUAGUUUCUGCUGUGGCUAUCAACCAUGGACCCAAGUGUUUGGUGUUUCAGAACAACACAGAGCUGUGGACCACUCCCUUCUCCAAUGGAGACUAUCUGUCCAACCACACGGCCUGGUCACAGUGCUUGGAGCCAGCCAACGUGGUGUCCUGGCAUCUGUCUCUGUUCUCGGUGCUGCUGGUCAUGGGUUUAAUUCAGAUAGCACUGUGCGCCGUGCAGGUGAUCAACGGCCUGCUGGGAGCUCUGUGUGGGGACUGCUGUGGCUGCUGUGGGGGGAGUGAAGGAUCCGUCUGAUCCCGUCCUGCAGCUGAGUGUGAAGAUGGAGUUUAUUUAUUCAGGUUUUGGACGAUGGCAGCAGCUUCUUGUGUGAUCUUCUUUUUGAGCUCAUUGAUUACUGUGUGUCCAACAACACUGGUGAAAUGACAGAGCUCUAAGCUAAAGGGUUUACUGUUUACUGUUUAGCAUUAAAUCAGUAAAUUAAUAUUUGUUUCCUGACAUAAAGAUGACAAAUUGAUGCAAAACACAUCUACAUGUCUGGUAGAACUAACUCUAACACAGAUGUUAUUGUCAUCAACCACUGUCGAUUUGUUGUAUUUCAUCUGAAGUCCAGACGCUUUUAUGUUUAGCUCAGUUACUGAAAAACUGUUUCGUAUGUGUUAUUUGACAGAUUACAUGAUGUGGACAUACAGUAUCAUUAUCACUGUGUUAUACAUUGUUAUGAAUAUAAAAGGCAAUAGUUAUAUGCCAAAAAUACUAUCACUGAUAUAUUAUGAUGAUUUCUUCUGUAGGUCUGUGAAUGACUGAUCUGAUGCAAAGCUAUUGUGUAGUUAUUUAAAAAGUUAGUUUGCAGUUGUAAAAAAGGAGAAAUGCUCUUUCUCUUUCAUUCUCUGUGAGUUUCUGUGAAUUCAAUUCUGCUCAGGGACUCAUUUUUAGAAACAUGGAGCAGGACGCCCCCAGCAGGAGAAGGACAGUUACACUGUAUAGUACAAAUACUUUUCUGGUUUCUGCUGGUCAACAUUCAUCCAUUUGGUGAUCUAUGCUGAGAUAUUUAAGCUAUGAGCUGUAUAAUUCAUAAAAUAAAAAUGACAUCUAUAACUUAA
Betta splendens (Siamese fighting fish) is the source of this 1884-nucleotide messenger RNA. RefSeq names its product transmembrane 4 L six family member 4 (gene tm4sf4). The record is from RefSeq and is a predicted model, not a curated record. Gene Ontology annotation, cellular component: membrane. NCBI's taxonomy places the organism in Eukaryota, Metazoa, Chordata, Actinopteri, Anabantiformes, Osphronemidae. The coding region runs from base 467 to 1078 and encodes 203 amino acids. The transcript has 6 exons.